AUGGCUCACGCAAACCCCGUGCCUAAACUCUACAGAUCUAUUAUUGAAGAUGUGAUUGAAGGUGUCUGGGAACUCUUUGCAGAAGAAGGUGUGGAGGAACAGGUCUUGAAAGACUUGAAGCAGCUUUGGGAAGCUAAGGUGACUCAGUCUAAAGCAACAGAAGGCUUCUUCAAGCAUAGCCACUAUUCACCCCAGUUCACCUUGCAGUUGCCACACAACUUACAUCGCACACUUCAGACAUCAACAGCUUCUUUAGUCAUCCCUGCUGGCAGAGGUAUUCAACAAUUCACAACAGCAGACCUGGAUGCUUCACGAACCGGUGCAACUUUGACUCUCCCUUCGGGUAUCGCUUAUCCUAUCCAUGUACCUGCUGGAGUAACGCUACAGACUGCAUCUGGGCACCUCUAUAAGGUAAAUAUGCCUGUUAUGGUUACACAGGCCCCAGGAGGUACAAGUAUUCUGCAGCAUCCUAUUCAGCAAAUAUUUCAGCAGCUUGGGCAGCCUUCAGUACUGCAGGCCAGUAUUGCCACUGUUGCACAGGUGAAUGCAUCUUCUGUUCCGGCAACUGCUGAAAGACUACAAACCCAGGAAGCCCCACUCCAGCAGCCCACUGUACUGCAACAAAGGGGAGUGGAAGCAAAACACUCGGAAAACUCUGCAAAUGCUACUCUAUUACAGCAACCUACUAGGAGUCAGCAGCAAGUUACAACUAAUACAAUUUUGAAUCAUCAGGCAAACUCAACAGAAAAUUUCCAAUACACCAACCUUCAAACAGCUGUGUUUACUUCAAAAUCCUCUGAAAUGGAUUCUACCACUGAACCAAUGGCAAGCGGUUCAUUCAGCAUAACUCGGAGUGUGCAAGACCAAUUGUCCACAGAGCUACAAGAUUCAGUGCAGCAACAGGUGUCUGAUGAUAUCAUUGAGAUGAUUAUUCUGGGUAAUGGCUUGGAUGCUAGUACCCUUCUAAAAGAGCAGGACAGCAUUUCUGUCACUGAAGAGAUGGAACCUACUGUACUGAUGGAAUCUGACAUACGGACAGAAAAGGAUAUCUGCAGUGACAUUGAAGGGAUCAUUCAGCUAGAUGGAAUUGAUGAUGUUUUUCCUAAGGAGGAAAUAGAAAGUACAAGAGAUGUGGAAGAAAAUGAAUUUAUUGGUAUUAUUGAUGCGGAGGAUCUGAAAGUGUUGGAGGAGGAGGAAGAUGAAGAAGGUGACAGUAUUUCAAAUGCUGAAUCCAGCGGCAGCAGUGAUACUGAAGAGCCCCAGAUAGACAUAAUUGAGGAGGAUCCUUUAAAUUCUGGUGAUGAUGUCAGUGAGCAGGACACACCAGACUUGUUUGACACAGAUAACGUUAUAGUUUGUCAGUAUGACAAGAUUCAUCGAAGUAAGAACAAAUGGAAGUUCUAUUUGAAAGAUGGAGUAAUGUGCUUUGGAGGUAAAGACUAUGUGUUCGCAAAAGCCAUUGGAGAUGCGGAGUGGUAA
Molecule: messenger RNA, 1479 nt
Organism: Emys orbicularis (European pond turtle)
Lineage: Eukaryota; Metazoa; Chordata; Testudines; Emydidae
Gene: GTF2A1L
Product: general transcription factor IIA subunit 1 like
Exons: 9
Coding region: 1-1479 (492 amino acids)
Biological process (GO): transcription initiation at RNA polymerase II promoter; transcription by RNA polymerase II
Cellular component (GO): transcription factor TFIIA complex
Source: RefSeq, a predicted model, not a curated record